AUCUAUCUAUCUAGCUAGUGCUGCACAUCCUGCCCGGCUAGCCAGGAAGGACUCCAUCAGCCAGGUUUCUCCACCCCACCCACCUCUCCGCACCGAAGCCCAGGCAGUGCAGUGCAAGGGAUGAAGCGCAUAGUGGGGAGCCCGGGCCCCGGGGACAUGGAGCGGCAUGGCGCUGCGGGUGUCGCCGCCGCAUCCGUCUUCGCCAUGUUCUCUGCUUAUGGCUUCUCCAACUACAGCGCCUACUUCUACCUGAACUUUGCUUCGGUGCUGCAGUUUCUGUGGAGUUUGCCCCUUGCUUGUCUGGAUAUCUUUUCUCUGAGGAAUGAAAAGGAUCUUCAAGCACCGGCUCGUCUAUUGCUCAUUGUUAUCAUUGACUGGGCCGUGGCGGUUCUCAUGUUCUCAGGAGUCUGUGCCGCCGCCUGCCUGACGAUUUUCUUCAUGAAGGAUGUGAACUUCUGUGAGGGGUUCUCGUGGCUGGGAUGCAAUCAGUUCGCGCUUUCGGUCACCCUGGCAUUCAUCACGUGGUCGCUGCAAGCUGCGUCUUCUUUCUCCGGGUUAUGGCUACUGGUCUCGUUCUUCUAGUGAUCUCAAUAGGUGCUUUGAAUCACCGUCGCGUCGUGCUAAUUGCCAGUUAAUGGUUGCAUUAUCUUUUAUUUUAAAGUGCUAAUUGCCAGUCAAGGAUGGUAAAUCAGUUCAGAUGCAAUGUGCUCAGGACACUUGUUCAUCACCGUCGCGUCGUGCUAAUUGCCGGUUAGAUUUCAGUUACCGGCGUUCUUCAUCACUUAUUGAUAGACUGCAUGUCUGAUAGCGUGUCUUCAGUUAAGUGGAAUAGUUACUGUUUAGGUAAUGUGGAAGUGGAAUCACUAAUAUGGGGUGCCUAUUAGUGCUCCAAGUGGCUUUUGUCUUCACUUUUUUUACGGAUUGCUGUUUUUCUUUUGAUGGAGUAGAGUACCAGUAGCAGCCUAGCAGGUAGUACACAGAGAACGGAUCAAAAACGAAAAUGGGGAAAGUCGGCGGUGGCUACCGGUCGGUACAACCUGCUUUGGGUUGAAGAUAGCUAGAGGGAGGGAUUCAUAUAAGUCGUAUUAUGUGACAAAAUGGCGACAUAUAUAUUCAGGGAAUUCCAUAUAUGUCGCGUUCUGCGACAAAAUGGCGAAGGUUCGCACAGGGAUGAAGCGAGCGAAUGAGUUAUGGGCCGGCGCAUUUGUACAACGCGAGCGCAGUACGCGAUCCGUUUUGGGAACCUUCCAUACGUUUUGGAAACCUUCUAGAAGGUUCCUAAGCUGGUUUUCUCUUUCCUGAUGUUUCUUCCACUGGUUUUUCAGGUUUUUUCUUUUCUGUUUCUUUUGUAAAAAAUCAAAAAUCUCAAAUUUCAAAAAGUGUUCUAAUUUUAGUUUUUUUUUCAAAAUUCAAAAAAUGUUUGUGCUUUUCAAGAAAAAGCAAAACUUCAAAAACUGUUCCUAUAUUCAAUUUUUGUUCAGAAGUUUUUUUGAAAAAAAAUCGCGUAUUCAAAAAGUAUUCCGAGUAUUGGAACAGCUGUACUCCGAGUACGAAUCAUCACUUUGGUGCAGUUGUAGUCUGCAUUACUGCAUAAUAAUGCAGCCAGUCACUUUCAUCUACCAAAAGGAGUACUACUGUACCACUAGCCAGCAAAUUGUCUGAUGCAAAGACAAUACUUUCCCGAGCACAAGAGAACUACGCAGGAUUUUAUUUCCCCCCACUUUUCUGGUGUGCCAACCAGCCAGAGCAGAGCAGACCAGAGCAGCCUCCGGCCAUGUCGGCGGGCAAGGGGAGGAAGACGGCGUGCGUCACCGGAGGGAGCGGCUACAUCGCUUCAGCACUUGUUAAGAUGCUGCUCGAGAAAGGCUACGCUGUCAGAUGGCACGGAGAAGAACUCCCACCUCGAGGACCUGCAAGCGCUUGGCCCCUUGGAGAUCAUCCGUGCCGAUCUGAAUGAAGAUGGCAGCUUCGACCAAGCUGUUUCUGGCUGCGACUACGUCUUCCCCGUGGCCGCUCCGGUGAACAUGUUGUCAGCAGAUCCCGAGGUCAUUUUUCAACAACUUAAAAGAACCUUCUGCAUUACUACUAGCCUGCUAUUCUCUCCGGACGGAGGGAGUGUUAAUGCAGGUUCCUCUUUCCCCCAGAGGAUAUGAUAUGAUAUUUGCAGCUCAUCAUAGUGUGCCAACAACCACUCCAGAGGAACCACCUUACAACCUCUCGUUCCUGAAGCGAGGGGAGCAAGCGAAUAAUCCUUCUCUUUUCCACGAGAGGUUCGAUCGAGUGGUGGCCGGCGAUGUCGGCGGGUGAGGGGAAGAGGACGGCGUGCGUCACCGGAGGGAGCGGUUACAUCGCCUCAGCGCUCAUCAAGCUGCUGCUCCAGAAAGGCUACGCUGUCAAGACCACCGUCAGAGACCCCGAUGACAUGGAGAAGAAUUCCCACCUCAAGGACUUGCAAGCGCUUGGCCCCUUGGAGAUCAUCGGCGCCCGGCUGGACGAAGAAGGCAGCUUCGACGACGCAGUUUCCGGCUGCGACUACGCCUUCCUCGUCGCCGCUCCGAUGAACAUCGGUUCAGCAGAUCCUGAGAGAGAUCUGAUCGAGCCGGCCGUCCAAGGAACACUCAACGUGAUGAGGUCGUGUGUCAGAGCGGGGACGGUGAAGCGGGUGAUCCUGACGUCGUCGGACGCCGGGGUGUCCAGGAGGCCGCUGCACGGCGGCGGUCACAUGCUGGACGAGGGAUCCUGGUCCGACGUCGAAUACCUCAGAACCAACAGGCCACCAACUUGGGAAUACGCAGUGUCCAAGGUGCUUCUCGAGAAGGCGGCGAGCAAGUUUGCGGAGGAGAAUGGCAUCAGCCUCGCCACCGUGCUGCCCGUGUUCACCUUGGGCGCGGCGCCGGUCUCCAAGGCCAGAACCAGCGUCCCCGUCACCCUCUCCCUGUUGUCCGGCGAUGAGACACGGCGGGACAUCCUGAUGGGCCUGCAGUCGGUCACCGACUCCGUGUCGAUAUGCCACGUGGAGGAUCUGUGUCGCGCUGAGGUGUUUGUCGCCGAGAACAAGUCCUCGGCGGGCAGGUACAUCUGCUGCAGCCACAACACCACCGUCGUGCAGCUUGCCCGUCUCGUAGCCGAAAAGUACCCACAAUACAAUGUGAAACUUGAACGCUUUGCUGGGUCCCAAGAGAAGCCAAGAGCGUGUUUAUCGUCUCAGAAGCUCAUCGGGGAAGGGUUCGAGUUCAAGCACGAUGAUUUAAGUGAGAUCUUUGACGACCUCGUUGAAUACGGCAAGACCACGGGGAUACUUCCCUACUAAUAUGUCUGUUAUCUGCGGACGGAUAUGUAACCGGAAGAAAAUAAUGUGUCUUAGCAGAAGAACCCAUGCUUGUAGUUUCUUUGAGGGGUAACCCAUGCUUGUAUUUUUGGUGUGUGAAGAUGUUUAGUUCUUUGCCUGUGUGGCAAAAAUAAAUAAAUAUUAUUUUGCUAAAUGUA
Triticum aestivum (bread wheat) is the source of this 3486-nucleotide messenger RNA. RefSeq names its product anthocyanidin reductase ((2S)-flavan-3-ol-forming). Bases 2294 to 3310 code for a protein of 338 amino acids. Gene Ontology annotation, molecular function: oxidoreductase activity, acting on the CH-OH group of donors, NAD or NADP as acceptor. The transcript has 10 exons. NCBI's taxonomy places the organism in Eukaryota, Viridiplantae, Streptophyta, Magnoliopsida, Poales, Poaceae. The record is from RefSeq and is a predicted model, not a curated record.